AUGUCGCAAUCUGAAGCCAUAUUUCCUAAUGGAUGGGCUAUCGACACUCCGCCUGACCUGAAGAACUCUACCGAUAAAGAUUACCACCCGGUGUUUAAAGCGUUCCUUGCCGGUUCAUUCUCUGGGACCUUCAGUACUAUACUAUUCCAGCCUUUGGACUUAGUGAAGACUCGGCUACAGAACUCUAGCCAACAUGUUGUUGCGGCGGCGGUCAACAGUCGAAUUCAACCCGGCAUGAUUACCAUAUUCUCAAAUAUAAUUCGUCAAGAGCAUAUCAUUGGAUUAUGGCGGGGCAUGGUGCCUUCCAUAGCGCGGUGCGUUCCUGGCGUGGGAAUCUACUUCUCUUCGCUUCAUUGGCUUAAAGCCAAGUCUGGCAAAACCACGGCGGAUUUAGGAGCAUUUGAAGCAAUGAUGCUGGGAGUAGUGGCCAGAACGAUGAGUGGCGUUGCCUUGAUACCUAUAACUGUUAUUAAAACUAGAUAUGAGUCUGGAGUGUACAAGUACAACAGCUUGGGUGGUGCGUUAAAGGCUAUUUACAGAGCUGAAGGUUUGAGGGGUUUAUCUUGCGGCCUGGGACCAACUUUAGCCAGGGAUGCGCCCUUCUCUGGCCUGUACUUAAUGUUCUAUACUCAAUCGAAGCAAUCUAUACCAAAAGAAUGGAUGCAGACACCAAGUGCGGCAAGCAUGGUACACUUUAGCUGCGGCAUCGUCGCUGGUAUAGCUGCUUCCUUGGCCACGAACCCGGCCGAUGUACUCAAGACUAACAUGCAACUGUACCCUGACAAGUUCCCCAACGCAUAUAAUGCCGCCGUAUAUGUACAUCAGAAAUACGGCAUAAAGGGGUAUUUCAAAGGCGCAGUACCUCGCAUGUUACGCCGAACACUAAUGGCUGCCAUGGCCUGGACCGUAUUCGAAGAAAUUACCAGAUCUAUUGGCUUAAAAUGA
Molecule: messenger RNA, 945 nt
Organism: Arctia plantaginis
Lineage: Eukaryota; Metazoa; Arthropoda; Insecta; Lepidoptera; Erebidae
Source: the annotation of a GenBank genome assembly